GGGGGUAGGGGCCGAGCGGGCCGGGGCCGGGGCCGGGGCCGGUGGCGGCGGGGCUGGGGACGGGGACGGGCCCCGCCAUGGCCCACUUCGAAACGCAGUACCAGCGCCUGGAGAGCUCCUCCACCGAGUCACCUCCCGGCGGCGGUGACCUCCUCGUCCACGUCCCUGAAGGCGCCAAAUCUCCGUGGCAUCACAUCGAGAACCUGGACCUUUUCUUCUCUCGCGUCUAUAACCUGCAUCAGAAGAAUGGCUUCACCUGCAUGCUCAUUGGAGAGAUCUUUGAGCUCAUGCAGUUCAUCUUCGUGGUGGCAUUUACCACCUUUCUUAUCAGCUGCGUUGACUAUGACAUCCUCUUUGCCAACAAAGCGGUCAAUCACAGCCAGCAUCCCACUGAGCCCAUUAAGGUGACACUGCCAGAUGCCUUCCUGCCUCCACAUGUCUGCAGUGCAAGAAUCCAGGCAAACAGCUUUCUCAUCUGCAUCCUGGUGAUAGCUGGGGUUUUCUGGAUCCACCGACUCGUCAAAUUUAUCUACAACAUUUGCUGCUACUGGGAGAUUCACUCUUUCUACAUCAAUGCCCUCAAAAUUCCCAUGUCCACCCUGCCCUACUACACCUGGCAGGAGGUGCAGGCCCGCAUCGUGCAGAUCCAGAAGGAGCACCAGAUCUGCAUCCACAAGAAGGAGCUGACAGAGCUGGACAUCUACCACCGCAUCCUCCGCUUCAAGAACUACAUGGUGGCCAUGGUGAACAAGUCACUGCUGCCCAUCCGCUUCCGCCUGCCCCUGCUGGGGGACACCGUCUUCUACACGCGUGGGCUCAAGUACAACUUCGAGCUCAUCUUCUUCUGGGGGCCCGGCUCCCUCUUUGAGAAUGAGUGGAGCUUGAAGGCCGAAUACAAGCGGGCCGGGAAUCGCUUGGAGCUGGCUGAGAAGCUCAGCACUCGCAUCCUCUUGAUUGGCAUCGCUAACUUCCUCCUCUGCCCCCUCAUCCUCAUCUGGCAGAUCCUCUACGCCUUCUUCAGCUACACGGAGAUCCUGAAGCGAGAGCCGGGCAGCCUGGGUGCCCGCUGCUGGUCCCUCUACGGCCGCUGUUACCUCCGUCACUUCAACGAGCUGGACCAUGAACUGCACUCACGCCUCAGCAAGGGGUACAAGCCAGCUUCCAAGUACAUGAACUGCUUUAUCUCCCCGCUCCUCACCAUCGUGGCUAAGAACGUGGCCUUCUUUGCUGGCUCCAUCCUGGCUGUGCUCAUCGCUCUCACCAUCUAUGAUGAGGACGUGCUGGCGGUCGAGCACGUCCUGACCACAGUCACCCUGCUUGGGGUGGGCAUCACGGUGUGCAGGUCUUUCAUCCCUGACCAGCACCUGGUGUUUUGCCCAGAGCAGCUGCUGCGAGUCAUCCUGGCCCACAUACACUACAUGCCUGACCACUGGCAGGGCAAUGCCCACCGCUACGAGACCAGAGACGAGUUUGCCCAGCUCUUCCAGUACAAAGCGGUCUUCAUCUUGGAGGAGCUCCUGAGUCCCAUCAUUACCCCCCUGAUCCUCAUCAUCUGCCUGCGCCCCAAGUCCUUGGACAUCGUUGAUUUCUUCCGUAACUUCACCGUGGAGGUGGUGGGUGUAGGUGACACCUGCUCCUUUGCCCAGAUGGACGUGCGCCAGCAUGGCCACCCGGCGUGGAUGUCUGCAGGAAAGACGGAGGCCUCCAUUUACCAGCAGGCCGAGGACGGCAAGACGGAGCUGUCCCUCAUGCACUUUGCCAUCACCAACCCCAAGUGGCAGCCGCCCCGGGAGAGCACGGCCUUCAUCGGCUUCCUGAAGGAGCGGGUGCACCGGGACAGCAGCGUGGCCCUGGCUCAGCAGGCUGUGCUCCCCGAAAAUGCCCUCUUCAGCUCCAUCCAGUCCCUGCAGUCGGAGUCGGAGCCUCACAGCCUGAUUGCCAACGUGAUAGCGGGCUCCUCAGCGCUGGGCUUCCACAUGAGCCGGGAUGGACAGGCCUCCCGCCACCUCUCCGAAGUGGCCUCGGCCCUGCGUUCCUUCUCCCCGCUCCAGUCUGCCCAGCAGCCUCCCAGCAGCUUCCAGACAGCAGGAAGGGAUGGAGAGGGAAACCAGCCUCGGGGCGCCAGCGCCAUGACGGCCUCUGGUGCCGACGCGAGGACCGUGAGCUCGGGGAGCAGCGCCUGGGAGGGUCAGCUACAGAGCAUGAUCCUGUCGGAGUACGCCUCCACCGAGAUGAGUCUCCACGCGCUCUACAUGCAUGAGUUGCACAAGCAGCACGCCCAGCUGGAGCCCGAGCGGCACACUUGGCACCGGCGGGAGAGCGACGAGAGCGGAGAGAGCGCCCACGAGGAGCUGGACGCUCAGCGGGGCGCCUCCGUCCCCAUCCCUCGCUCUGCCAGCUACCCCUUCUCCUCGCCGCGGCAGCCGGCAGAGGAGACGGCCACGCUGCAGACGGGCUUCCAGCGGCGAUAUGGUGGCAUCACAGACCCGGGCACAGUACACAGGGCCCCAUCACACUUCUCCCGCCUCCCCCUGGGAGGCUGGGCUGAGGACGGGCAGUCAGCGAGACACCCAGAGCCCGUGCCAGAGGAGAGCUCAGAGGAUGAGCUUCCACCGCAGAUCCACAAGGUAUAGCCUUGUAGACUGGGGAUCUCGUGGGGGUUGCAGACUGGGAGCCGCCUGGGCAGCAGGAUGUGGCGUCAGCCUGAUUCUUCUCCUGUCCCGAGUGGACGGGAUAGUCCCGGGCUCCAUUUUGUUGCCAUCAAUUGCCGAAGAGACAAAACUGCCAGGCCAGUGGCAUUGCGGUGGCACCUUGUGUCCAGCCGUGUGUCAAGUCAACGCCACUCUGACUCUUGUGGGGUGAAUGCGUGUGUGAGUACAUACAUGUGUCUGUGUUC
Calidris pugnax (ruff) is the source of this 2896-nucleotide messenger RNA. It is a transcript of the gene ATG9A, whose product is annotated as autophagy related 9A. The record is from RefSeq and is a predicted model, not a curated record. Gene Ontology annotation, biological process: protein localization to phagophore assembly site; autophagy of mitochondrion. The transcript has 14 exons. NCBI's taxonomy places the organism in Eukaryota, Metazoa, Chordata, Aves, Charadriiformes, Scolopacidae. The coding region runs from base 78 to 2633 and encodes 851 amino acids. Gene Ontology annotation, cellular component: phagophore assembly site; autophagosome.